AUGAAGUACGUCAUAGAACACAUGGAAGAAGGAUUUUCCGAAUGGGUCAUCUUAGAAUACUCUCAAAUUAUCAGAGAUGUAGGUAAAGAUAAUCUCAUUCUUACUUCACUUCCACCAUCCACCACUGAGAAGGAUAUUCCUCAGAAGUUACUUGACCUUGGAAUCAACUGGACUACCAAGGAAUGCGUAGAAUUAGAAAAAGGUGGUUUACAAAAAGACGAAGUAUGUUUACUUGACCCUGCUGCUGAGACGGAUUUAACCCCUCAAGAUAAAUCUAAAUUCAAGUAUUUUGUAUUUGGUGGUAUAUUAGGUCAACAUCCAAGAAUUGACCGUACUGGGAUACUACGUGAAAAAUACGGGUUUGUGGGAAGAAGAUUGGGGUCAUUACAAAUGACUACAGAUACAGCCGUUCGAACGACACAAAGAAUUAUUGAAGAUGGAAUAGAAUUUGACAAGAUUAAAUUUUUGGAUUAUCCUGAAAUUAAAUAUAAUAAAUACGAAUCUACCGAAAUGCCAUUUAGGUACAUUGUUGAUGAGAAGGAUGAACCAGUUUUACCUGAAGGAAUGUUGGAAUUGAUCAAGCAUGAUGCUGAUCAGAGUAUAGAUGACUUGUUGAUUAAUUGA
This is a messenger RNA of Lodderomyces orthopsilosis Co 90-125, 624 nucleotides long. Its product is annotated as protein-arginine N-methyltransferase. Bases 1 to 624 code for a protein of 207 amino acids. The transcript has a single exon. The record is from RefSeq and is a predicted model, not a curated record. Gene Ontology annotation, biological process: peptidyl-arginine methylation. Gene Ontology annotation, molecular function: protein-arginine omega-N monomethyltransferase activity. Lineage: Eukaryota; Fungi; Ascomycota; Pichiomycetes; Serinales; Debaryomycetaceae.